Molecule: messenger RNA, 1065 nt
Organism: Fukomys damarensis (Damara mole-rat)
Lineage: Eukaryota; Metazoa; Chordata; Mammalia; Rodentia; Bathyergidae
Product: olfactory receptor 7G3-like
Exons: 2
Coding region: 1-1065 (354 amino acids)
Biological process (GO): G protein-coupled receptor signaling pathway
Cellular component (GO): membrane
Molecular function (GO): G protein-coupled receptor activity; olfactory receptor activity
Source: RefSeq, a predicted model, not a curated record
AUGGCCACCUCCUCAGGCCCAUUCUGCGGGUCCAUGAUCUUGCCAAAUGAGCACCACCAGAUCCAACUUGGAAAAAACGUGAAACCAGAAAAUAUGUCAUAUACUACCACGUUUGUUCUCCUGGGAUUGUCAGAUGAUCCACACCUGCAGCCCAUCCUCUUUGGACUCUUCCUGUCCAUGUACCUGGUCACAGUUCUUGGGAACCUGCUCAUCAUCUUGGUCAUCAGCAAUGACCAGCACCUCCACAGCCCCAUGUACUUCUUCCUGUCUAACCUAUCCCUGUCUGGCAUCUGUUUCAUCUCAACUAUGGUCCCAAAGAUGAUUAUGGACAUUUCAACUCACAGCAGAGACAUUUCCUAUGUGAGCUGCCUGAAACAGAUGUCUCUUUUUAUCAUCUUUGUAUGUAUGGAUGACAUGCUGCUAACUGUGAUGGCCUAUGACCGCUUUGUGGCCAUCUGUCUCCCUUUGAGAUACAAUGUCAUUAUGAACCCCAAAGUCUGUUGGCUGCUGGUUCUGUUUUCCUUCCUUAUCAGUGUUCUGGUUGCCUUGCUCUACACCUCAGCAGCACUGCAGCUGUCAUUCUGCACACACCUGGAGAUUCCCCACUUUUUCUGUGAACUGAAUCAUCUUCUCAAGCUUGCCUGUGCUGAUAUCCUCAUCAAUAACAUCCUGGUGUAUUUCAUAACAGGUGUGUUGGGUAUUGUUCCUUUCUCCGGGAUAAUUUUCUCUUACACUCAAAUUGUCUCCUCUAUCUUGAAAAUUUCAUCAGCUGGUGGAAAAUAUAAAGCUUUCUCUAUUUGUGGGUCUCACAUAAUAACCACUUCCUUGUUCUAUGGCACAAGUUUUGGGGUGUACCUCAUUUCUACAGGUGCUCAGUCCCCCGGAAAGAGUGUAAUAGCCUCAGUGAUGUACACUGUGGUGACCCCCAUGAUGAAUCCCUUUAUCUACAGCCUGAGAAACACGGAUAUGCUGAGGGCUUUGGGUAAACUCAUCUGUGGAAUAGCAUCUUUCCAUUUAUACCUCAGAUGCUUAUACUACUGGAGUAAAUCAAAGAGAAAUACAUAA